Molecule: messenger RNA, 807 nt
Organism: Kalmanozyma brasiliensis GHG001
Lineage: Eukaryota; Fungi; Basidiomycota; Ustilaginomycetes; Ustilaginales
Product: Beta-lactamase-like protein
Exons: 1
Coding region: 1-807 (268 amino acids)
Molecular function (GO): hydroxyacylglutathione hydrolase activity
Source: RefSeq, a predicted model, not a curated record
AUGAAGAUCCACCCUGUACCCGUGCGGGACGACAACUACGCCUACAUCCUGCAGUCCAGUGUGGACAACAAGGCGCUCUUUGUGGAUCCGUACGAUGUGCCUACUGUCAAGGCUGCCGCGUCCAAACUUGGCAUCUCGGACGACGACGUAGUGGGCCUGCUGACGACGCAUCAUCACCACGAUCACUCGGGUGGAAACGAGGCGUUCACCUCUCAAUACCCUGGUCGACCCGUCUUUGGCGGGUCGGAGCAGAUCCCUGCGCUCUCGCAAAAGGUUGCCGACGGAGAUUCGCUCAACGACGUCCUCAAGGGCAUCUCCAUCAAGUGCUUGGCCACACCGUGUCACACCCAGGACCACAUCUGCUACCACGUCACCGGCGAGGGCAAGAGCGGGGUCUUCACGGGCGACACACUCUUCGUCAGCGGUUGCGGUCGUUUCUUCGAAGGCACCCCGGAGGAGAUGUUGCGCGCAAUGGACAAGUUGUCCACCCUGCCUGAGGAGACAAAGGUGUGGUGCGGGCACGAAUAUACCAAGGCCAACGCCGAGUUUUCCGCCGCCAUCCUACCCUCGAACGAAGACGGGAUCAAAAGGUUGGUGCAGGACCUCAAGGCGAGGAAGAACGGUGGUGUUACUACAGGACAGUAUACCAUCGCAGAUGAGAAGAAGCACAAUCCGUUCAUGAGGUGCAGGGACGAGGUCGUGAAGAAGGCCGUCCAGGAGAAGGGCGGAAAGACAGACGAUGACGUCGAGACGAUGAAGUGGUUGAGGGAGUUGAAAAAUGGUGGACAGGUCAAGGCUAGCAUUUGA